GUGGUUUAAACCACGUGCAAUAUAUUUUAUUUGUUUUAUAAAUAAAAUUUUUUAAUAGAUAGUUGUAAAUAAAAAUGAACAAAGAUAGUGUAAAUAUUAGUACUGAAGAAGAUGAAUCACAAUUUGAUAAUGGAAAAGUUGUAAAAUUAAUUGUUGUUGGUUGUGGUCAAAGAGGUCAUGUUUAUUCACAAUAUGCAAUUGAAAGACCAAAUAGAUUAAAAAUUGUUGGUGUUUGUGAUCCAAUUAAAUAUAGAAGAGAGAAAAUGGCAAAAGAGUUUGGAUUGGAACAAGAUAAAAUAUUUUCAGAUUGGAAUGAUAUUAUCAAUUUGGAGAAAUUCGCAGAUGCUGUAUUAAUUGCAACACCAGAUCAGUUACAUAGGGAUCCAGCCAUUGCUUUUGCAAACAAGGGAUAUCAUUUAUUGGUAGAGAAGCCAUUGGCAAUUACAGAGGAAGAUUGCAAAUUAAUUGUAGAUGCUGCUAAAAAGAACAAUGUAAUGUUAUCAGUAUGCCAUGUACUCCGUUACUCACCAAUUAAUUUAAAGAUAAAAGAGUUAAUCGACUCUGGUUUAAUUGGUAAGGUGAUGAAUAUCCAACAUUUAGAACCAAUUGGAUACUACCAUUUUGCACAUAGUUAUGUUAGAGGUAAUUGGUCCAAUAUCGAGAAAUCAUCAUUCUCACUGUUAACCAAAUCAUGUCACGAUCUCGAUUUAAUUCAUUUCUUCUUCUCAAGUCCAGCAACUGACGGUGGUAAAUCCAAAUAUUCCUAUAAGAAAUGCAAAAAGAUAUCAUCGUUUGGUGGCUUAACCUAUUUCAAUAAAGAAAACAAACCAAAAGAAGCUGGCGAUGCUAAACGUUGUUUAUCAUGUCCAAUUUCAAACAAGUGUCCCUACUCUGCUUCUAAAAUCUAUUUAGAAUUUUAUCCAUGGAAGAAAUUUGUAUUGGUACCAGAUAGAGAACCAACAUUAGAAAACGUCAAACUUGCUCUUCAAAAUGGCCCAUAUGGUGUUUGUGCUUAUGAAAGUGAUAAUGACGUAGCAGAUCAACAAAUUGUUAAUCUAGAGUUUGAUGAUGGUACAACAUGUUCUUUUAGUAUGGUUGCUUUUACAGAGGAAAUGUGUAUUAGAAAAACCAGAAUCUUUGGUACCCAUGGCCAGUUAGAAUGCAACGGUUCAAAUAUUGUAUAUGAUGAUUUCCGUUUCGGUGAUAAAGAAAUCUUUACUCCAAAAGUUAUUCAAAACACUAAAAUGUCAAAUCAUGGUGCAUCAGAUUACUAUCUAAUGAGAAGUUUUGUUUAUGCAGUUUCACAAAAUGACCCAACUCAAAUUCUUUCAGGUCCAGAUGAUACAUUAACAUCUCAUCUUUUAGUAUUUAAAGCUGAGGAAUCAAGAUUAAAAAAUACAGUAAUAAAUUUUUAAAUUGUUUAAAUAAAAAAAAGAAUUAUAUAAUAAAUGCAUACAUACUAAAAUUUAAAUAUAAU
Dictyostelium purpureum is the source of this 1477-nucleotide messenger RNA. RefSeq lists its product as uncharacterized. The record is from RefSeq and is a predicted model, not a curated record. Bases 75 to 1415 code for a protein of 446 amino acids. The transcript is spliced from 2 exons. Gene Ontology annotation, molecular function: nucleotide binding. Lineage: Eukaryota; Evosea; Eumycetozoa; Dictyosteliales; Dictyosteliaceae.